CAUGCUUGAAACUACGUGUCGACAUCCUGUUGAGUUUCAUGUGGUUUCUUCUAAGUUCCAUACGGUUUGUUUACAUAAUUACAUGAUAAUAGACAGUCUCUAGUAAUCUAACGAUAUCCGUUCACUACCUGUAGACUUUGAAGUACGGAAUCAAUCAAAAAUCAUCAAAUAUAUUCGGGAAUAGUGUUCACCUAAACUGUCAAUAUGGUUUUAGCAGAUUUGGGUAGAAAGAUUACAUCAGCCUUGAAAUCAUUAAGCAAUGCCACAAUCAUUAAUGAAGAAGUUCUCAAUGGAAUGCUUAAAGAGAUAUGUGCAGCCUUACUUGAGGCUGAUGUUAAUAUCAGACUGGUUAAAGGAUUGAGAGAAAAUGUGCGAUCGGUAAUUGAUUUUGAUGAGAUGGCCGGUGGACUUAACAAGCGGCGUAUGAUCCAGUCUGCUGUUUUCAAGGAGCUGGUCAAGCUCAUUGACCCCGGUGUGAAAGCCUGGCAGCCAACCAAAGCGAAAAACAAUGUAAUCAUGUUUGUCGGACUUCAGGGUAGUGGAAAAACCACCACAUGCACAAAACUUGCAUACCACUACCAGAAAAAAGGCUGGAAGACCUGUCUCAUAUGUGCCGACACUUUCCGAGCUGGAGCCUUUGAUCAGCUGAAGCAGAAUGCCACCAAAGCUAGGAUUCCAUUCUAUGGCAGCUAUACUGAGAUUGAUCCUGUUGUUAUUGCCCAAGAAGGUGUGGAUAAGUUCAAGAACGAGAACUUUGAAAUCAUCAUUGUCGAUACCAGUGGUCGCCACAAACAGGAAGAUUCCUUGUUUGAAGAGAUGUUGCAAGUCAACCAGGCUAUAGAACCUGACAAUGUCAUCUUCGUAAUGGAUGCCAGUAUUGGACAAGCUUGUGAAGCACAGGCAAAAGCUUUCAAAGAAAAAGUAGAUGUUGCGUCUGUCAUCAUCACCAAGCUGGAUGGCCAUGCAAAGGGUGGAGGAGCUUUGAGUGCCGUAGCGGCUACCAAGAGUCCUGUGAUUUUCAUCGGUACUGGUGAACAUAUUGAUGACUUUGAGCCAUUCAAAGUGCAGCCAUUUGUGAGCAAACUUUUGGGUAUGGGAGAUAUAGAAGGUUUGAUUGACAAGGUUAAUGAACUGAAGCUUGAUGAUAAUGAAGAACUGAUGAAAAAGCUUCGCCAUGGUCAGUUCACACUGAGGGACAUGUACGAACAGUUCCAGAACAUCAUGAAAAUGGGUCCAUUCAGUCAGCUGAUGGGCAUGAUCCCAGGGUUCAGCGCCGACUUCAUGACAAAAGGUAGCGAACAAGAGUCAAUGGCCCGUCUCAAGAAGCUCAUGACGAUCAUGGACAGCAUGAACGACAGUGAACUGGACAGUUUGGAAGGAGAGAAACUAUUCUCUCGCCAACCCUCUCGAGCUCAGCGCGUUGCUCGAGGUGCUGGGGUGUCUGUGAGGGAAGUUAAUGAGCUGCUAACCCAAUACAAGAAGUUCGCUCAGAUGGUGAAGAAGAUGGGCGGUAUCAAGGGACUGUUCAAGGGGAAGGGUGGAGACAUUGGGAAGAACGUCAACCCAGCUCAGAUGGCUAAGUUGAACCAGCAGAUGGCGAAGAUGAUGGAUCCGAGGGUUCUGCAACAGAUGGGCGGCAUGCAGGGUUUACAGAGCAUGAUGCGGCAGUUCCAGCAGGGUGCAGCAGGCAAGAUGGGCAACAUGUUCAACAUGGAUAGAUAAGAUACUGGACUUAUGUGCUCCGAUGAUGUGUAGAUACCGAGCAGUGUGCUCCGAUGAUGUGUAGAUACCGAGCAGUGUGCUCUGAUGAUGUGUGAAUGCUGAUGAUGUGAGGAAGCUGAACAAUGUGUGGUGAUGUGAGGAAGUUGUGUUCUCUGAUGAUGUGAGGAAGCCAUGUGCUCUGAUGAUGUUUGGAAGCCGUGUGCUCUAUUGAUGUGUGGAAAUCAAGCGGUGUGCUCUGAUAAAUGUCUGGAUGCCAGUGUUGUAACAUAUAAGGACUGGAAUCGUGAUGAAUGAGUCAAGUCCACAUCUUGAUGCUAUCUGAUGGUGAUGAGAGUGAUAGCCUUGGCAAUGAUAUCAACAUUUAUCAUGUCAAUGAUAUUUACUGAUAUUAAGUGUUAUGAUCUGUGGAAGUUUGUUUGUCUUGUAGGUUACAGUACUACACAAAGUUGAUUUUGAUGAAGUCAAAUACAGCAAAAAAAUCAGAUGUAAGAAUUGUAAGUCCUGUCUGAACAAUUACAAUUCUAUUCAUGUGAAUAGCCAAAUCUGGUUAAAAUGAAGUGAUUUGAAGGUCAUUGCGAUUUGUUAAUUCAAUAUUUAUCAUGUUGAUUGACUGUAAUUGAUUUUGUGAAUAAUCAGAAUUUGUUGAUUAGUUGUUCUGUUCCAAGUUUGGUUUUGGUAUUUCAUAUUUCUGUUUUACUCUCAAUAUUUAAAGCCCGUUUUGGUGGUCCAUUGGCAUGAUUGAGUAACAUAAUGUCAUACAAGUCUGGGUUCAGGCCCAUUCUUGUCCCUCUUUGGUCUAGUGGAUUGAGCAUCUGCCGGAGAGCGGAAGGUUGGUGGUUCAGUACUCUGGCCACAUCAUACCAAAAGACUGUUAAUAAUGGUACUUGUUGUUACCCUGCCUGGGAAUAAAACAAGGACUAGUUCACUCUGAGUCAGUAUAGUGUGUCUGAGUAUGGUGUGCAUAUUAUACUGUGGCAUGGUAUAUAUGUGGUUAACCACUAUAAGACCAGCAUUAGUCCGGACUAGUUCAAGCAGCCACACACACACUCAUAAACGUUGAUAUAUAAGUGCCAUAACCUUGAACACGAUGUUAAACCGAAUCUCACCUCCUCCUCUAUGUCAUUGUGGCUGAAACAUAGCUGUAAGAGCCGAGCAGGUGUACGGUAUUCGCUCGCUGAUUCUUCAAACUUCAGUACCAUUUUGAAAUAGUGAUCCAGAAACGUUUGUUACACCUCAUUAUUUCAAUCACUGGAUUAUCUGGUCCAGACUCAACUAUUUCCAGUGUUCACAGGUCACUGUGAUAUAGCUGGAACAUGCAGAGUGUGGCAAUAAACAAUACCCAAAAGCAAACAGAACAUGAGUUUUUAUUAUAGAUUUUAUUUGUAUUUAUUUAUGCAAUGUAUAGUGGUAAGAUUGUAGUUAUGUUUGUCAACAUAUUUAAGAACAGGACUGUAACCAUGGUAACUAUGGAAGUGACGAGCAAGUGUAUUCAAUGAAUAAGUCAUGGCAUAUGUAUUGCUGUAUACAAUUUGUAAAAGCAUUGUAUUUUAUUUUUUGUACGUUGUAAUAUUACAUGAAAUAUCAGAGCAUCUUUGCAUAUAGGAUUCGGUUAAUUUGGCAUGAUGGUUAACAUAAACUACUCAAAAAAAGUUAAGGACCACCCGAUUCAGUGAGUCAAUAAACAUGUUAACAACUCCUAAAGGUUAAGUGAUGAAUAUAUUAUAGAGGCAACAUUUACCCUGUAGCUUCUCAAAUCUUGAUAAAAUUGCGGAGUCUCUCAAAUGCUGGAUUCUGGUUAUUCUGAGGUAUGGAUGACUUAAAAUAGGUUGACUGGUGGUUGACAGGUAACACUUGCUGUUUGUAAAACCCCUGCCACCAGCAAACCCCCCCCCCCCCCCCCCCCCCCCACUAAUAGAAGAAGAAUAACUUUGAUCUUUCAUGCUUAUUGGUAAUGUUUAAGGUGACACCAGUACAUAGGACAUGUAGGGUCCUUAGAACCACGAUAUUUUUGUUUACAUUUGUCUGUACAUAUGCUUGUAAAUAGCUGUUGUGCGUUUGCUUGUAAAAGAUGGGUAUGGUACAGGUAUUAUGAACGACAAAGAUCAGUUUGUAAUGUCUUGCAGACCAGACACAGUACAGUGCCCCAUUCUACUUAGUUAGUUUAGUGCUUGGAUUAUUGUAAGUCUUUGUUAGAGUAUGGUAGUUUCAAUCAUCUUAGCGCUGAGAUCGCUUUGUGUAGCAGGGUCCUUGGUCCACUUGCACAAAGCGAUCUUAGCGCUAAGACUAUUGUAAGCCUAUGCUAAAGUAUGGGAGUUACGAUCAUCUUAGCGCUAAGAUCGCUUUGUGUAACAGGGUCCUGGACUAUCGCCAAAUAUACUCACUACCCAAAAAACGCGAAUGCCAUACAUGUUGGUUAAUAUAUACAGAAACACUCAUAUUCAAGAGAUAAUAGAUUGGUUCGAUGCUCAAACAAACAUAUUGGUAUAUUGUGUGAACCGACACUUUUGAACGCAGCACGUGACGUCAUAGAUCUAUGACUCGAGAUGCACAAUUUCUCUCGUGCAGGAUUAGCAUGUAAAGUUUGGAAAGCAUGUGAAGCAUAUCAUGAUAAGAGCAAAGACACUCUGUGGUGACACUUGACUGAUUGUUACUUUUGUCAUUAAGUGGUACACGUUGGAAACAUCUAUUCUUAACUUACAUAAUUCUCCAUGUUUCUAUGGUUUGCGUUUCUUUUGGCAGUGAGUAUAUGUUUCUCACCAGCACUGGAAAGACUCAGUGGUUGACAUUGACAACCACUAGUUUAUGUGAAGAUGAAUUCCUUGCCUCAUCUCCAUCAAUACUGAGUGUUAAGAUGCAGUGAACUGUAGUGUAAUUCCCAUGUUGAUGAUGUGGACAAAAUGGCAUGUGUGCAUAUUAAUGACAUUAAAAGUAAAUCGUUGUUUAAUUUCAAA
Messenger RNA from Haliotis rufescens (red abalone), 4673 nucleotides. Its product is annotated as signal recognition particle 54 kDa protein. The record is from RefSeq and is a predicted model, not a curated record. Bases 205 to 1722 code for a protein of 505 amino acids. Gene Ontology annotation, biological process: SRP-dependent cotranslational protein targeting to membrane; SRP-dependent cotranslational protein targeting to membrane, translocation. Lineage: Eukaryota; Metazoa; Mollusca; Gastropoda; Lepetellida; Haliotidae. Gene Ontology annotation, cellular component: signal recognition particle, endoplasmic reticulum targeting; cytosol. The transcript has a single exon. Gene Ontology annotation, molecular function: GTPase activity; ATP hydrolysis activity; 7S RNA binding.